CCAUUGGUCACACACUUUGUAAAUCCAAUUUAGUCAACUACUCUUUUCUUCUCUCAAUUUUUCUUGACAAUUCAUCUACAAUGCUUCCUGCAAUUCAGAUAUCCUCUUCCACCUCCACUUUCCCACUCCGAUAUUCCUCUCCUUCAUCUUUAACCAAUCUCUCAUCACUUCCACUUACUAUUAGAUGCAGAAGAACAAGUAAAAGAUCAACACACAACAACUACUCUAUAAGAGUUCAAGCAAUGAUUGAGAAGGAAACCCCAGAAACUGAACGCCCACAUACAUUUUUAAGAGAAUCGGAUGAAGGGCUAUCAGGGGAUGAUGAGUUAUCAAAGCCGAAUUCGGUUAGAGCACGUUUUGAGAAGAUGAUUAGGGAGGUUCAAGAUAGUGUUUGUGCUGCUUUGGAAGAUGUAGAUGGAGGGGGGAAAUUUAAGGAAGAUGUUUGGUCGAGACCUGGUGGUGGUGGUGGGAUUAGUAGGGUUUUGCAAGAUGGGGAUGUUUUUGAGAAGGCUGGUGUUAAUGUAUCUGUUGUUUAUGGUGUUAUGCCUCCUGAAGCUUAUCGAGCUGCUAGGCCAGUUGAUAAUGGAAAUACUAAACCUGGGCCUAUCCCCUUUUUUGCUGCUGGCGUUAGCUCGGUUAUACAUCCAAAGAACCCCUUUGCACCAACUGUACAUUUCAAUUAUCGCUACUUUGAGACUGAUGCUCCUAAAGAUGCUCCUGGAGCACCUAGGCAAUGGUGGUUUGGAGGUGGUACUGAUCUGACACCUGCUUACAUUUUCGAGGAGGAUGUGAAGCACUUCCAUUCGGUGCAAAAAGGUGCUUGUGACAAAUUUGAUGCUAGUUUCUACCCUCGUUUCAAGAAGUGGUGUGAUGAUUAUUUCUAUAUAAAGCACCGUGAUGAGAGGCGGGGUCUUGGAGGAAUUUUUUUUGACGAUUUAAACGAUUAUGAUCAGGAGAUGCUUCUCUCCUUUUCUACAGAGUGUGCUAACUCCGUCAUUCCAGCAUAUAUACCUAUCAUAGAGAAGAGGAAGGAUAUCCCAUUCACCGAUGAACACAAGGCAUGGCAACAAUUACGGAGGGGGCGCUAUGUGGAAUUCAACUUGGUUUAUGACCGUGGAACUACAUUUGGUCUCAAGACAGGAGGUAGGAUUGAGAGUAUUCUUGUUUCUCUUCCAUUAAGUGCACGUUGGGAGUACGACCAUAAACCAGUAGAGGGGUCUGAAGAAUGGAAACUCUUGGAUGCUUGUAUCAACCCUAAGGAAUGGAUCUGUUAGUUUCAAUCCAUGUAAAGUUUACUUGUUUUGGCCUUCAAUAUUUCUAUAUUUGUCGUCUUCCCGUUUCUUUGAUUAGAUUUCCUGUUUUUAGCCCCUUCCUUUGGGGGUCAUCCUGAAGGGAUUGAGGAAGGAUGGAAAUGUUUGUUGUAGGAAUAUGUUAGGAUCCAUAAUGUUAACUAAAAGUGAGGCUUUUAACCUAAUGAUGUGAUGAGAGGAAAGUUUGUUAUCUAGACAUGUCUGAUGCCAAAAACUACUGGUGAUAUGUAUAUAUCCAUGUUGUGUCAAACUUCA
Molecule: messenger RNA, 1565 nt
Organism: Solanum dulcamara
Lineage: Eukaryota; Viridiplantae; Streptophyta; Magnoliopsida; Solanales; Solanaceae
Product: oxygen-dependent coproporphyrinogen-III oxidase, chloroplastic
Exons: 8
Coding region: 81-1274 (397 amino acids)
Cellular component (GO): cytoplasm; chloroplast stroma
Molecular function (GO): coproporphyrinogen oxidase activity
Source: RefSeq, a predicted model, not a curated record